GCUCCUACAGUUUCCUCGUCACACGUUUCAUUCUCAUGCUAUCUCCACAUCUCUCUCCAGAAAUCCCAGAAUGCCUCCCAAAGUCAGCGCCUUCUGCACCAUAUCACUCCUCCUCCUCUUCCUCGCUCUAACCUUGGCUGGCCGGCCGGAACCUCAGUAUUCAGAUAUAAGCUCUUUGGUGAAAACCCAACACAAGGUGAAGGAGUUCCAAGCUGAGGAGAGUGACUACGAGGGAGCUGGGGAAGAAGAGUGCUUGAUUAGAAGAACUCUCGCAGCUCACAUCGAUUACGUUUACACCCAGAAAAGCAAUCCAUGACACCAAGUGUUUUAAUUUCCUGAAUUUUCUUUUGUAAGAUAUAUAGUUUUUCUUUCGAAUUGUAUGAUGUUUUAUGAGAUAUCUGUGUUGUUUUAUUCU
Rubroshorea leprosula is the source of this 415-nucleotide messenger RNA. The record is from the annotation of a GenBank genome assembly. NCBI's taxonomy places the organism in Eukaryota, Viridiplantae, Streptophyta, Magnoliopsida, Malvales, Dipterocarpaceae.